Epinephelus moara (kelp grouper) is the source of this 756-nucleotide messenger RNA. RefSeq lists its product as uncharacterized. The coding region runs from base 1 to 756 and encodes 251 amino acids. The transcript has 6 exons. Lineage: Eukaryota; Metazoa; Chordata; Actinopteri; Perciformes; Serranidae. The record is from RefSeq and is a predicted model, not a curated record.
AUGGCCAGGGUGGGAACUGUCUUCAGUGAUCCUUUUUGCUCUGGAGAGGUAUCAGGAGUCAGCAAUGUCUUCAAAGGUAAAGACUUUGCUGGAUAUGUGUCUGGCAAAAGAUACUGCGGAGCAUUCUACAUUGAUCAGCUACAGCUCUUCUUUGCAGCAGGACAACCCAGGCCUCCACCCACUCCUUCCCAAGUCCACCUUCAAGGCUCGGUCCAGCAGGAUCAUCACCUGAUUGAUGUUAAACAGAAGUUAACUGAGGCACAGGAGAGGGUGGAUGAAUUGCAGAGAAAAUUGCGAAAUGCCAGGGAUCGAGAAAGAAGGCACACUAAAACAGUGAAAUCCCUGCUCCAGGAUUUAAAAGAGAAAAACCUGCUUACAGAGGAACUGCAGCACAAGCUGGAUUCGUAUUCAGAUCUUCCAGUUGAACUCUUCAAGAAGGACUGUGUCUUCACCCAGGCUCAAAGGGAAUUUUCUCUCACGCUGCAUUUGCAUGGACCCAAAGCCUACAAAUACCUGAGAGAAACAAUGAAGAUACCACUCCCACAUCCUCACACUCUACAAAGGUGGUUGCAGACUGUGGACGCCAAGCCUGGCUUAAACACUUCACUUUUAGAUAUGCUGCAACAACAAAAAAAUGACGAUCCGGCAAGAUUCGGUGAAGUGUGCCUUAUGGUGUAUGACUCUCACACCCAAAAAAUGACAGGCUUUGUCAAUCUUGGAGACGGAAUGGAUGAGACCAGUGUGGCAAGUGAUUGA